AGAUUCUGCAUCCAUAGCAUGGAUAGCCACAACACGCUCCACAGUCCAGUUUGCCACUGGCAGGCUCAGACCUUGGUCAAAGUGAGCUUGCCAUCUCGGACACUGUACACAUGCCGCUCCAUCCACAAAGUUCUUCUUUGUCUCCUGUAUUCCGUCUACAACGCCACAAAGGGCACCUUCUGGCCUAGUGUCCACACCGCAGCUUCAAAUGUUUUGUGGAAUCGCCUUGGUAUUUAUAUAAUCUCAGUUUUGCUCUCGAUAAUUCAGAUCUUCACCACCUAUGUUUGCUGUCAUGUCUCUCAACGCAAACAAGGAACUUCCUUCGUUGUCCAAAGAACUAAGCACACCUACUGGCGCAAAGUCAACGCCCUUGACCCCUUCGUCCACUGGUGGCCGGGUUAAUAUGGAACCCCCUCACCCAACACUCGUGCUCGAAAAAUUUCCAUCAUUCGCAGAGCUUGCACUUAUUAGUUCCUGGCAUGAUGCCACCACAGCGCGGCAAGUUCGCUUCCAGCGCAAGCCAGCACCUGAUGAUUGCCGCCGUUCUUUCCCCUCGCCAAUGUCUGAAGCAGAAAAUCUUGCCCCAUGCACUUCACAUGCAAAUGAUAACGUUACCCCCCAGACACAGGGUCUAUCUAUCAAGAAACAGCUAGUAGAUGCUCAGAAUCUGCAAGAGAAAGAACCGAAAACAUUGAAGCCCACCCGCUCCCAGAAUUUUUUCGACAUAGGCAAAGCAGCAAGAACAACGCCCAACCUAAACGCGACGGCCAAUGUUGGUACACGAAAGAUCUCUCGCUCCGUGCGAUUCGCUCCAUGCGAAACCACUGCUUCUCCUUCCACGCCCACAAAUUCCACCGAUGCUCCUGUUGAUGCGCUCGAUGGGGCUUUACACGCACUAGGGAUUGACGUGAAUGAUGGAAACAUUUAUUUCACUUUCGAUCCCAACUGUAUAUCCUCCCGCGGAGAGGCUGUCCUCACUUUCUUGUCGCCAAUUCCUGACGAGCCAUCAAACUCACCUGAGUCGCCCUCCCAGCACCGCUCCCUGAGCGAGGUCCAAUUUGGGCACAGGUAGCGAUACCUCGGGACACAACCACCAGGGCCAGGAUGCAACCUGUCAAUGAGCUGCACUCUUUCCUCGGCGUUGAAAAUUAAGCUGUUGUAGCCAGUCUGCAUGGCUCAGUUUUGCUGCCUCUCCUUCAUUCUAUAUCACUGUUCACUUUGCUCGACCCAACAUAAGGUUCUCUUAUGGCCAUUCUACGCUAGAUUCACGACAUAACCA
Messenger RNA from Suillus discolor, 1279 nucleotides. RefSeq lists its product as uncharacterized. The coding region runs from base 281 to 1072 and encodes 263 amino acids. The record is from RefSeq and is a predicted model, not a curated record. Lineage: Eukaryota; Fungi; Basidiomycota; Agaricomycetes; Boletales; Suillaceae. The transcript has 3 exons.